GCAUGGAGCUGUCAGCAAAUAAGCUGGGAAAUCAUUAUUUUAUUGUUUUUCACUUUUUUGGCUUCCUCUGCAGCUCUAAUGGAAGCGAGCAGCAGAGCGAUGGUGCAGGUGUUGAUGUUGGCGUUGGUGGUCCAGGUCACUCUGUCCCAGCACUGGUCCUAUGGGUGGCUACCAGGUGGGAAGAGAAGUGUGGGAGAGCUGGAGGCUACCAUCAGGAUGAUGGGCACGGGAGGAGUUGAGUCUCUUCCAGAAGAGGCGAGUGCCCAGACCCAAGAGAGACUUAAACCAUACAAUGCAAUGAAUGAUGAUUACAGUCAUUCUGAGCGAAAGAGAAAGUUCCAAAAUAAUUGAAGAUGCCACAAAAGAAGGGACAGCAUCUUCAUCUUCAUCUACAUCAACGCCUGCGAUGGAUCUCCAGAAUGCAGGACGCUGACUUCACGGGAGCGAUCAAUUACAUGGACGUCUGUAACAUUUAAACCCAUUUGAAAUUGUAAUAAAGUUUUUGAAAUCUGA
Gasterosteus aculeatus aculeatus (three-spined stickleback) is the source of this 513-nucleotide messenger RNA. It is a transcript of the gene gnrh3, whose product is annotated as gonadotropin-releasing hormone 3. Gene Ontology annotation, cellular component: extracellular region. Gene Ontology annotation, biological process: multicellular organism development; reproductive process. The record is from RefSeq and is a predicted model, not a curated record. Gene Ontology annotation, molecular function: gonadotropin hormone-releasing hormone activity; gonadotropin-releasing hormone receptor binding. Lineage: Eukaryota; Metazoa; Chordata; Actinopteri; Perciformes; Gasterosteidae.